AUGGCUUCCUCCUUGCGCCGCAUCAUCCCUGCGCGCAUCGCAAACACAGGCUCGCAGCAGCGCGACCAUCAUGCCAACGAGCGCACAUUCCUAUCAUGGACGCGUGCGGGCCUCGGCUUCGCGGCUAUGGCGCUUGCUCUGGACCGUCUAGACGCCAUGGACAAGUUCAUCACCCAGAAGUUGGGCGGAGCGCUCAUGGCGCCCCAGCAGACGGGGGUACCUUCCCCUCACGAAGAGAAGCAAGAGAAGCCUAGCAAAGAUAGCAAAGAUACGAAGCACGUUUCAGACCCGAAGCAUUCUCAUCUGCAAACCAUGGGCCCUAGGGUGAUUUCUCAGGCCUUGACUGCCACUCGAAUUUGUCAGUUCCUUGGGGUUUGGUGUCUCGGAUAUGGCUUCUUCCGAUACUGGUCGAUGAGGCGGUAUUUGAUGAUGGGACAGUUCGUUCCUGCGUUUUGGGGACCUGUUUUCAUGACUGUUGGAAGCUUUAGCGCGUUUAUGAUGUUGGGGUUGCAGAUGGAUCAGAGGCAUUCUCACCAUUCGUGA
Messenger RNA from Penicillium cinerascens, 543 nucleotides. Its product is annotated as YidH family protein. The transcript has a single exon. Lineage: Eukaryota; Fungi; Ascomycota; Eurotiomycetes; Eurotiales; Aspergillaceae. The coding region runs from base 1 to 543 and encodes 180 amino acids. The record is from RefSeq and is a predicted model, not a curated record.